CAUCAGCAUUAAAAAUGGUAUCUCGAUUAUCCAAUGGAUUCCGUGAAGAUUGCUCCAAGUUUUUGAUGGAUUUUGCUAAAUUGGGUUCUCCGAGUUUCCAGUCGUUUUGUCAAGAGUGGAAACGGACAAACUUCCAAUACAUAUUUUGCGGAAGAAGUACGGUGUUCGAACUCGUGGACUAUACCAGUGAAAUAUUCUACAUAGUGAAACAGUUUUUCAAAUGCUGUCAAAUACAACUAGAGCGAAUCGGUGCAUUUUACCUCCUAUAUGCACUCUACUUCAAACAACCAAUAUUUUUGUUCUGCAAAAUCCGCAUCACACUUGACGAUUGGCGUGCAAUGAAAGAGUUUAUAAAAGUGCCGUACAAUGGAUGUGAAGUACCACAAAUGGCAGCUAUACUGUGGAAACUGUUCAAGGCCGAGGCGUUUCAGUUCGUGCAAGAAGAACUUGAGAGUGGUUUUGAUUAUUUUUUCCACAAAACUCUCUAUAAUCGAUAUGAUUAUAACGUCCAAGACUCAUUUAAACCUUAUCGGCAUCUAGAAAAGGAACUUCAAGCGAUGCAAGGAACCAACGGAAUCAUCAAAGCAGUCGAGAUACUCGAAAUGGGAUACAAUGAAAUGAAGGAAGCCCUGGACGAUUGCGAAGCAUCUUCCUCUCACGGUAUAGUUGGUGACAAAAUUCCACAAUCAACGUUAAUGGAAAGCCUACGCAAAGAUGUCGACCAUCUUAUGGGUGUUAUGGGCACAAGCAGCGCUCAAGAAGGUUCCUACGAGGCCGAAAAGAGUGUAACGAACGAAAAAGAAGACCAAUAUUCAAUUGGUACCAAGCGAUAUUCUAUACGGAGAAAUGCCUACAAACGGGUAGUGAAACAAAAGAAAUUUAAGAUUGCUGGGCAGGACGAUGAAGUAUCCGACAGUAGUUCCGAAGGAUCGCAAGCGCCAUCUUCUCCAGAGAGGUGGAAUUCCAAGAGCCAAUCAGAAGAUAAUGAACAGAGGCGGCGUCGUGCUAUACGUAGAACAAAAACGUGCAUAAGUGACGACGACGAUGAUGAUGCAGACUAAUGUAAUCUGCAGUAACGUUAAAAAUAGGUACGUAAUGUGAACACGUUUUGUAUAAGAUCCACUAGCUGCACAUUAUCUACCUCUGGGGAAAGUUUUGGUGGCCUUCUGAAGAUAUAGAGUGGUACACCGCUCGCAUAUCAGAGGGCUGCCAAGCUCGCGAUUUGAAUGUGUGAAAUAUAAGUUCAG
This is a messenger RNA of Anopheles coustani, 1247 nucleotides long. RefSeq names its product snRNA-activating protein complex subunit 1 (gene Pbp45). Gene Ontology annotation, cellular component: snRNA-activating protein complex. Gene Ontology annotation, biological process: snRNA transcription by RNA polymerase III; snRNA transcription by RNA polymerase II. The coding region runs from base 15 to 1061 and encodes 348 amino acids. Lineage: Eukaryota; Metazoa; Arthropoda; Insecta; Diptera; Culicidae. The transcript is spliced from 4 exons. The record is from RefSeq and is a predicted model, not a curated record. Gene Ontology annotation, molecular function: sequence-specific DNA binding.